CAUUCAUCAUUGAGGAGGUGUUCCACAAGGGGCCAGAUACUAGGGAGGCAUAAAAUGUGGAUUUUAUAGUCCAGGCUGCUAUAAAAUCUAAUCGAAAUGAGAGUAAUAAGUAAAAUACAGAUAUAUCUUCUUAUUCUUUUAUUUCUAUUUAUUAUUACUUAAUAAAUUAAUUAACAAAAUAUGCAGAAAAUAGGAUUGUGUCAUUUUGAACAAGACAGACUCUAAGUCUUACAGAGUCCAUGGCGGGAGGUGAGCAGCGGGGGCUUGGAUGAUUGGUCAGAGAAGGCGGGAAUGUCACAAAGGAGAGAAAAUGAGCUGGAUCCUAGAUGAAGACAAAGUGUUUAGGUCAGAAACAGGAUCGCUGGGAAUAAAGCAAACAGCAGUGUGGGACAGGGAACAACAUCUGAGCAAAGGUGAGCGGAAGGGAGCUUGUUUCUUUGUAAGGCAGUGGGGAAAAGCCACCUGGGGAGACCUGAAAGCAACAUGGGUGGACAGGAAAGGUAGCUCCAAGCCACGGAGUGCCUGGAAACCAAGACUAGCCGAGCUCCAAUUCGGGGUCUCAGAAGUCCCCUGUGUGCUAUAUGAUUUAUUACUUGUCACCAAAGGAGGAAAGGAAUAUAUUACUCUUAUAUCAGUUGGUAACCUGUAAUUGAGAGCUCUGUUAUCUCAGGACUUGGGAAUCCCCCAAGGAAUGAGACCCAAAGUGACCGUGUUCUAAUGGGGGUGAGGAGCCGAAGGAUGAAGGGAAUUAUAGCCAAAGACUUAGGCAAUGCCAGGAAUGGCUUGGUCCAAGCAGGUGCCCCCCAUGAUGAGCAGCCAAGGCCUGGGGAAGGAUUUUCAAAGGAAAAGAGGAGAGAUUAGUAGAGAAGACAAAUUUCCCCUAAUUCACAAUUUUGCCUACCACUGGCUAUUUUAAUGCCAAGGGUAGGCAAAAUCACCCAGUGAAACUCUCUUUACCUUUGUAUGCCUUUGUUGAGUGGCUGGUUAUUUGAAUUUCACCAUUAAUAUCAAGAUGUAGGGGAGUCUCUGGGGCUGGCUUUCUUAAGGAGCAAGUCAGAAGAAGGAUGAAGUGUCCUCUCCUGAGGCCAACUGGGGGCCACUUGCAGCUUCCUGAACACACCGGGCAUAUGCGGGCAGGAAGCAGUCUUCUCUACAAUCACACUCCCUUCUGGCCUAGGUGCCUCUGCUCAGCAGCAGAAGGAAAAGUCAUUGUUCUCACCAAAGAAAUCUCUGUAGAAAAGUUGCUGUGAAACUGGAAUAGGUGUGUCUUUCUGCCCUUCCGGUUCUUUUUAUAGGCCCUGCAGGAACGUGAGUUAGAGGCCUGCGAUUCUUCCGCCCAUUUGGGGAGAGAUUAAAGAAGCUGAGGUCGUCUCCUCCUUACUCAUAGGCAGUUACAACCUGGCCAGCUCCACAGCCUCAGCUUCCAGAGUGGACAAAGAGAAGAGGGUCAGAAGAUCAUUCUUGUGAGAUCCACCUUUAAGUCAUCAUGAAUGAGGACUGCAUCAAGUCCAGUGGGGAGUAUUUUCUCCUCUGUGACAACGAGGGGGCAUGGGGCGUUGUUCUGGAGUCGCUGGCAAUACUUGGCAUAGUGGUUACAAUAAUGCUACUCUUGGCAUUUCUCUUCUUCAUGCGAAAGGUGCAAGACUGCAGCCAGUGGAACGUCCUCCCCACCCAGUUCCUCUUUCUGCUCGGUGUGCUGGGGCUCUUUGGACUAGCUUUUGCCUUCAUCAUCCAGCUCAAUCAACAAACUGCCCCUGUGCGCUUCUUUCUCUUUGGGGUUCUCUUUGCACUCUGCUUCUCAUGCCUCUUGGCUCAUGCCUCCAACCUGGUGAAACUGGUCCGGGCUGGAGUCUCCUUCUCUUGGACGACAAUUCUGUGCAUUGCAAUUGGGUGCAGUCUGUUGCAGACAAUUAUUGCCAUCGAGUAUGUGACCCUCAUCAUGACCAGGGGUAUGACGUUCAUGAACAUGACACCCUGCCAGCUCAACGUGGACUUUGUCGUACUUCUGGUCUACGUUCUCUUUCUGAUGGCCCUCACGUUCUUUGUCUCCAAAGCCACCUUGUGUGGCCCGUGUGAGAACUGGAAGCAGCAUGGAAGGCUCAUCUUUGUCACUGUGCUCUUCUCCAUCAUUAUCUGGGUGGUGUGGAUCUCCAUGCUGCUGAGAGGCAACCCACAGUUCCAGCGACAGCCCCACUGGGAUGACCCGGUCAUCUGCAUCGCACUGGUCACCAAUGCAUGGGUAUUUCUGCUGCUGUACAUUAUUCCUGAGCUCUGCAUUCUCUAUAAGUCGUGUAGGCAGUGCCCUCGACAAGGCAACACCUGCCCGGUCCCAGCCUACCAACGCACCUUUUGUGUGGAGAACCAGGAGCUCUCAAGAGCCCGAGACAGUGAUGGAGCGGAGGAGGAUGUAGCAUUAACUUCCUAUGGUACUCCCAUUCAGCCGCAGCCUGUUGAUCCUACGCAAGAGUGUUUCAUCCCACGGGCUAAACUAGGUCCCCAGCAAGCUGCAGGAGUAUAAAGUCUACAGGAAACAUGAGUAGUGACACCCCAGAAGACCAUCCUGGGUAUUGUAGCGCUGAUCAGCCACUGGGAAGCCCUCCGAGCCACACCGCCAAUGAAGAAGCGGCUCCUCCUUCUGUUUCCUGGCUCUUUUCAUCCACCUAGAUCCUGCAUCAGAGCACUGCCCUUCCAAGCGUAAUUAUAAUUUUGCUGGCCACCCUACCUUGAAUAUGUGUCUUUUUCUUCAUUCGUGUUAACUGGAAAAUUCCCUUUCUUAGCAAUGCCUCAUAGUCAUAGUACUAACAGACCCCAGUCAGAAGAAAUUAGAGGCAUUAUAAUGUGACAAAGUACAGAAAUCAGUAGCAACUUAUUACAGAAUUACUCUUCUAGCCAUUCUUUUAAAUGAUGCUAAAACACACACAACAUAAAAUUUACCAUCUUAAAUUGCUUACGUUCAUAGUUCAAUGGUAUUGACUAUAUUCACAUUGUUAUACAAAGGAUCUCCUAGAACUUUUUCAUCUUGCAAAACUGAAAUUCUAAACCCAUUGAACAAUGAUGACCCUCCAGCCUAUGGCAAGCACCAUUCUAUGUUCUGUUUCUAUAACUCUAAGUACUUCAUAUAAUUGAAUCAUAUGGCAUUUGCUUUGUGUGAUUAGCUUACUUCAUUUAGCACAAUGUCCUCAGGGUCUACCCACGUUGUACCAUGAGAUAAGAUUUUCUUCUUUUAUAAGGCUGAGUAAU
Nycticebus coucang (slow loris) is the source of this 3240-nucleotide messenger RNA. RefSeq names its product G protein-coupled receptor class C group 5 member D (gene GPRC5D). Gene Ontology annotation, cellular component: signaling receptor complex; extracellular exosome; plasma membrane. The transcript is spliced from 4 exons. Bases 1487 to 2518 code for a protein of 343 amino acids. Lineage: Eukaryota; Metazoa; Chordata; Mammalia; Primates; Lorisidae. Gene Ontology annotation, molecular function: protein kinase activator activity; G protein-coupled receptor activity. The record is from RefSeq and is a predicted model, not a curated record. Gene Ontology annotation, biological process: G protein-coupled receptor signaling pathway.